AUGUAUAACCAAGUUGUUUCAGCUGCAAAGAAGCCUGAACUUUUUAUGGGUUGCCCUUUGUAUCCUGGCGAAGAUGGGUUUUGUGAUGGACCUUGUACGAUUGAGUUGGCACCACACAAUACUAACCACACUUGGGUUGGUCUUGAAUCGAAUCCUAACCAGGAGAACAUGGGUGCUUUCUACUCAGCAGGGUUUGACCCAUGUUUUUAUUCACACCAUGCAAAUAUUGAUCGAAUUUGGGAUAUUUGGAGAGAUAUUCAUGAUAUGCAAUUGCCAAUAAACGACACCGUUUGGCUCGAUUCACAUUUUUACUUCUACGAUGAGAAUCUUCAACUAAUCAAGAUGAAAGUCUCUGAUGUUUUGAAUACUACAAAAAUGGGAUAUAUUUACGAGAAGACUGAUCUUACUUGGUUAGACAAGCGACCUAAGUCCUUUGUUUCGCCACAAAUAGCGAAACAUACAUUGAAAAUUCGAGAGAAUUACUAUAAGGAAACUUCAAGGCUAUAUUUGUUGAGCAAUGACAUAAAGGGUCGAAGUCUUGAAAACCCAAUGACAAUAAAGGUUUAUAGGCCAAAACCUUAUCGAAUUAAGGAUGAGAUGAAAGAAGAAGAGGAAGUUCUUGUGGUUUAUGGAGUCAUAAUUAAUAGGGAUGUGAAAGUGAAAUUUGAUGUGUAUGUGAAUUUAGUAAAUGAGACAAAUGUGGGGCCAAGUUAUAGAGAAUUUGCUGGAACUUUUGUUGGUUUACCUCAAAUGGGGAUGAAGAGUAGUAGUAGGACAAUAAAUAGAAAGUCUAGUAUAAAAUUAGGAAUAUCAGAAUUGUUGAAUGAUUUGGAGGCAGAUAGAGAUGAAAGUAUUUGGGUGACAAUUUUGCCUAGAACUACUUCAUGUGUUGAUGCUACAUUCGAUGGAGUUCGAAUUGAGUACAUGAAAUAG
This is a messenger RNA of Cannabis sativa, 933 nucleotides long. Its product is annotated as polyphenol oxidase, chloroplastic-like. NCBI's taxonomy places the organism in Eukaryota, Viridiplantae, Streptophyta, Magnoliopsida, Rosales, Cannabaceae. Gene Ontology annotation, molecular function: catechol oxidase activity. The transcript has a single exon. The record is from RefSeq and is a predicted model, not a curated record. Bases 1 to 933 code for a protein of 310 amino acids.